This is a messenger RNA of Lindgomyces ingoldianus, 2078 nucleotides long. RefSeq names its product acid phosphatase/Vanadium-dependent haloperoxidase. The coding region runs from base 111 to 1910 and encodes 599 amino acids. The transcript has a single exon. Lineage: Eukaryota; Fungi; Ascomycota; Dothideomycetes; Pleosporales; Lindgomycetaceae. The record is from RefSeq and is a predicted model, not a curated record. Gene Ontology annotation, molecular function: peroxidase activity.
GAAGAUGUAAUGCUUGAGAGGGGGUAUAUAAGGGGUGUUGGAGUCCCGAGUUAGCUGCCAUCAAGAAAAGCAACAUCAUCUCGUUGGAAGAUCAUUGAAUCAUUUUCAUUAUGGCUCCCAUUCCUCUCCCCCCAGUUGACGAACCUGCAGAGUUCGGAAAUAACUACAUUCUCUACUGGAACGAAGCUGGGCUUGACCUCAACCGACUCACUCAUUCAGUUGAUGGCCCACAAUCAGGCCCAGUCAUUUCCUCUCGGGCACUGGGAAUGCUACACUUGGCUGUCCAUGAUGCUUAUUUUGCAAUUCACCCUGCAGAGAGUUUCACGACAUUCCUCGCUCCUGGAGCCACAGAUCCCCUGUACCGUCUUCCAGAUCUAAUCGGUGCCAAUGAUGCUCGUCAAGCCGUUGCAGGUGCUGCCAUUACCAUGCUUCAGAAACUCUACACACAGGUGGAUGACAGGAUUUCGUACAAUUCUACAGCUCAGUUGAGGAAGCUCUUGAACAACUUCAUAACUGGGUUCACGGGGCUUGACAUAACGUCCCGCAGCUACCAAUUUGGUGUUGAAGUCGCCAACGUUUUCUACUCUCUCCUCUUCCACCCCGAUGGUGCCGCGCAACACGACUACCAUCCAACAGUCGGACGCUACAAAUUCAACGACGAGCCAACUCAUCCCGUCCGAAUCAUUCCCGCGGACCCGAAUGACCCGAAUGGUCCCAAGAGAGCCAUACGAAUCUACCACGCCCCGUACUACGGCAAGACAGCCAAGCGGCUUGCCACGCAAUCCGAGCAUUACAAUGCCGACCCGCCUGCGCUCCGCACGGCAAGUCAAGACCUUGCUGAGUACGACGACGCUGUCAGAGACAUCAUCCGCAUGGGCGGCUCCCCGGCGCUCAACUCCACCAAGAGAAGCCCAUCCCAAACUGCCAAGGGCCAUUUCUGGGCUUACGACGGCUCCAAUCUCAUUGGCACGCCCGUCCGCCUCUACAACCAGAUCGUCCGCGUCAUCGCCGUGAAAUAUAAGCAAGACCCCGACAUCAGCUCAGAAGUCAACAACGCGGAUUUCGCGCGACUCUUUGCACUUUUCAACACGGCUAUGGCAGAUGCAGGAAUCUUCGCGUGGAAGGAAAAAUGGGAUUAUGAGUUCUGGCGUCCUCUUUCGGGAGUUCGUGAUGACGGCCGCGACGACCAUGGUGAUCCCUUUUGGCUCUCCCUUGGCGCCCCGAGUACGAAUACUAAUAACAUCCCCUUCAAACCGCCCUUCCCAGCGUACCCCAGCGGCCACGCAUCCUUCGCUGGCGCUGGGUUCCAGAUGGUAAGGAGGUACUACAACGGGCGUGUCGGGAGCUGGGCGAACAACGGUCCCGACUCACUCUCCUUCGACUUCGUGUCUGAGGAACUGAACGGCGUCUCGCGAGACUUGGACAAAACUUACGAUCCCACGACCCCGAUUACCGAGCAACCUGGCCUCGUACGCACACGGAUCCAGCGGCAUUUUACGAGUCUUUGGGAAGCCAUCUUUGAGAACGCGAUUUCGCGGAUUUAUUUAGGUGUACAUUGGCGUUUCGAUGCCGCGGCAGCAAGGGAUAUUUUGAUUCCGACGGAUACAGCGGAUGUGUAUGCUGUGGAUGCGAACGGGGCAACGGUGUAUCAGAAUAUUGAGGAUAUAAGGUAUGAGACGAAGGGAACGAAAGAGGGGGUUGAGGGGUUGUGGCCGGUGGGUGGGGUGCCGUUGGGGAUAGGAAUUGCAGAUGAGAUUUGGGAGAGUGGGUUGAGGCCGACGCCGGUGGAGAGGCAGCCGGGUGCUGCUGUGAUGGGUGGGAAAGGGGUCAAUGGGGCGAACGGAGUGGAUGGUGUGAAAGGGGCUAAUGGUGCGAAUGGGAACGGGGUUGAUGGCGUUCAUGAGCUGUGAUCAGGCGCUUAGUCCUUUGGAGUGAAAGAUUAGUUACAUGGUUUAAUUUCCAAGCUGUUUUGUAACUAUACCUUUGAUGUAUGCUUUGAGUUUUAUCGCAGAAUCAUGUAUUCAGUCCCUUGGUAUUGGGAGUCAGUUACGUUGUUUAAUUUCUAGGUUGUUUUGUGG